Molecule: messenger RNA, 735 nt
Organism: Acyrthosiphon pisum (pea aphid)
Lineage: Eukaryota; Metazoa; Arthropoda; Insecta; Hemiptera; Aphididae
Product: ATP-dependent DNA helicase Q5-like
Exons: 5
Coding region: 1-735 (244 amino acids)
Biological process (GO): double-strand break repair via homologous recombination
Cellular component (GO): chromosome; nucleus; cytoplasm
Molecular function (GO): 3'-5' DNA helicase activity; four-way junction helicase activity
Source: RefSeq, a predicted model, not a curated record
AUGGCAGAUUACGACCACAUCCCAAACGCUGACGCGGAACAUUCUAUCGUUAACACCAUGCUGAACUAUUAUUUCCGACACCGGCAUUUCAAAAACACAACCCAGAAAGAUGCAAUAUUUAAUAUAAUGAAGAGAGAAUCCGACGUAAUUGUUUCGUUGCCAAAGGGACAUGGUAGGACUUUAUGCUUUCAAUUUCCUAUAGUCAUAUGCCAGCAAAAAGUCUCAAUAGUUUUUGUUGGUCUAUCGUCACGGAUGCAGAUAGCCCGUUUGAAUCGUAGAGAAGUUCACGUAGAAAUCAUUGAUGCAAGGACGUCUUUGGAAGAAUUCGAUAACAUAAAAAACAGUAUAAAUGAUUUAUCCUAUAUAACAAGUUCACUAAAUAGUAUGCUCUAUGUGACAACCGAUGUAGUCCCUAGUGUUAACUUCUUGAACUUAUUUCAUUAUUUAAUUGAGAGGAAUAGUAUAGGGUAUAUAGUUGUUGACACAUCAUACUGUGAAAAUGACUGGAUAUCCGGUCAGACAGAUAAGUAUUACGCAUUACGUAGACUCCGAAAUACAUACUUGCAUAUCCCUUGGAUAGUCACAACCCAAAAAGCCAGUUACGAAAUCGCCAGUUGCAUAACUUCUACACUGUGUCUUAGAACUCAAAGACCUGAUACCCUCGGGGAUUCUAUACCCUGGUUUACUAUGAAUAUUGAAGAUGAUGAUGAUGAUGAUGAACUAGUCGACCGUUGA